AAGAGAAUACUACUCACAUAAGCAACUAAAGAUGGAGAGCUCAUAUUCAGAUGAUCCAAGCAAUGCCACCAAAACCAUGGACAACUCACAUGAUCCAGGCAAUGCCACCAAAACCAUUGAAAACUCAUAUGAUCCAAGCAAUGCCGCCAAAACCACUGACAACUCAUAUGAUCCAAGCAAUGUAACCAAAACCACUGACAAUGCAUAUGAUUCAAGCAAUGCUGCCAAAAUCAUGGACAACUCGAACUCAUAUGAUCCAAGCAAUGCCACCAAAAGCACUGACAACUCAUAUGAUCCAAGCAAUGUCGCCAAAACCACUGACAAC
Owenia fusiformis is the source of this 325-nucleotide messenger RNA. Lineage: Eukaryota; Metazoa; Annelida; Polychaeta; Sabellida; Oweniidae. The record is from the annotation of a GenBank genome assembly.